AUGAAUGAAUCGUCUAUUGCUACCGCAAGAUUUACUUACAUACAUGAUCGAAAGUGGCCUUCGGCAGCAAUUGAUGUGCACCAUGUAAUAGUUCGGCAAAGCAAUCUGAAGGGUUUAUUAGUUUGCCUUCUUGCUUUGGGAUUCUCGGCAAAUGGAUUAUAUCUCUUCAUGGUCCUGGCGGAUAAAUCACCUUUCGCUCUUUUGUGGAGUUUACUGUUGAGUUCAAUCCUUCUCAAACUUGGUAUCGGGAAGUCUGUUCUGAAAGAGUCGGUUCUGAUCAUGCCACAUUUCGGGGUUCAACUCGAAACACAUUAUAGAAGUGGAAGAAUAUCACGCCGCUUUGUGCCAGUUCCAGUGAGCACGAUUCUGAAGCCAUUGCUGCUAGAGCAUGUGAAUCCGGUUACUUCUUACUGGGUUCUGUCUCUGAUUUUGCUUAAGGAAGAAGAACUGACUCCGGUUUUCAAGGAGUUGCACCUGCCUUUGAAGAUGCUGGUUCCUAUCUGGAAGGCAUUGUGUGGCUCUGUGUCUGGAGAUAAUGACUCUUCUGUACAUUCAAAUGUAGAAGAUCAUGAACAGAGUGUCUGA
Linum trigynum is the source of this 585-nucleotide messenger RNA. NCBI's taxonomy places the organism in Eukaryota, Viridiplantae, Streptophyta, Magnoliopsida, Malpighiales, Linaceae. The record is from the annotation of a GenBank genome assembly.